CUGACGACCAGGAAUAAGCUACAAUUGAUCUGAUAUAUCAGUCAUCAAUUGCGCUGUUGUUUGCUGUAUUGCGGAAAGUGUAUAUUCUGAACUUCACAAUGUCGAAGCUGUCGUCAUCACUCAAAGCGCUGAUCGGAGCAUCAUUCGCUCGACCAAACACCCUUCCAGCUACACCUCGAAUCACAUCUGUAUAUGAGAGAUUACGACAGGAAGCUUCAGCGAAGAACGUAGGCACACCAGCAUGGCUGACAUUAUCUACUGCCGCAACUAUGACGAUGAAUUCGCCCGAAUCAUUAACGGAGCUGUAUAACCUGGCGACGGAAAAGUCGAAAGACAAGAAGAAGUCUGUCGAAACAGCUGAACUGAUGAGAGAAGUCGGCUUGAAAUGUAUUGGCUUCAAUGGAGUCCCAAGAACCAUUAACUGUCUGGGAGCAUUCAGAGCCAGUCUACCUAGUGAGAUUGUGUCUUCGCUAUCUACGAAACCUACAAGAAUCGCAUCACAAUCCAACAUCGACGACAUCAUCACCCGCGGAAACUCUCUAUGGGAAUCCAUCUAUCGGCCAUUCGACGAAAAGCUCUACGCUAAGCUCGCAGAAUCCCAUCCCGACCUCCCGGUCUUUAUUCUGAACCAUGAGUACGGCGCGCUGUUCGCUGAUCCUCCGGCUCUAGGUCACGAGUCUGGAGCUAAGGUUGGACGAGUCCUGACUAGUAUCGUUGCUGUGGCGUGUUUGAGGGCUCAGACUGGUGUAGGGCCACAGGUUACUAGUCAUGUGUUUGGAUUGAGGAAAGCAUUCGAGGAUGAGAGCUUUAAAGCGAAGGGGGAGUUUGCAGUUGAGGGUGGGGAAUGGUUAGCUACAGAUGAGGGGAAUAUUUGGUUGCUUGGGGCGGUGGAUUCUGUUGUUGAGGCGUUAGGAGAGGGGAAGGGUACGUCGUUUGCGCCAGGGAUGGUUAAGUCCAAGUUGUAGGUAGGGCUGGAAAAGAGACAUGUAUUGAUCAUAGAAAUUUGUAUAUAUCUAGAGUCUUGAAGAUUCACACAUAUUGUCAUUGGUGGAUUUGCUGAAGAGCAGAAUAGGAAUUGCCGGCGCAUCAGCGAAGGGAAAAUCUGAUGUAAGUCCAGCAUUCUCAAGGACUUCUUGUAGUUCGAAAACUGGUGAUAUGUAAGGAGUUAUAAUAAUUGAUAAACUUGAAC
Cadophora gregata is the source of this 1189-nucleotide messenger RNA. RefSeq names its product dolichyl-P-Man:Man(5)GlcNAc(2)-PP-dolichol alpha-1,3-mannosyltransferase. The record is from RefSeq and is a predicted model, not a curated record. The coding region runs from base 99 to 965 and encodes 288 amino acids. NCBI's taxonomy places the organism in Eukaryota, Fungi, Ascomycota, Leotiomycetes, Helotiales, Ploettnerulaceae. The transcript has 4 exons.